AUGGUGGCGAUUUCGACACAGAAAAUCAAAGUCGAUGCGAUGAUUUCGCGACAGUUUUUGGCGGCGGAUUUAGAUGAAAUCAAGCAAAUGCAAGAAGCUGCAAAAAAUGUGAGUUCUUGGGAUGUUUUUGGAUAUUUUUGAUGAACUCUAUGUUUGUAGAUUGUUCCGAAAAAUGAGAUAGUUUGGAGAAAUGUGGCAUUAUUUGCUGCUCUUCAUUUUGGUGCAGUUAUCGGAUUAUUCCAAUUAAUAUUUCAAGCAAAAUGGAUGACACUAUUCUGGGUUUUCAUAUUACACACAGCUGGAUGUACCGGAGUUACAGCUGGUGCUCAUAGAUUAUGGUCACAUAAAUCAUACAAAGCUAGACUUCCGAUGCGUAUUUUCCUUAUGAUUUUAAAUAGUAUUGCUUUACAAAAUGAUAUAAUUGAAUGGGCUCGUGAUCAUAGAUGUCAUCAUAAAUGGACAGAUACAAAUGCUGAUCCACAUGGAACACAUCGUGGAAUGUUUUUUGCGCAUAUGGGAUGGUUGUUAGUGAAGAAACAUGAUGAAGUGAAGAUUCAAGGUGCUAAAUUGGAUUUAUCUGAUUUAUAUGCUGAUCCGGUUUUGAGAUUCCAAAGGAAAUAUUAUAUGUUGCUCUCGAUUUUAUGUUGUUUUGUAUUACCAACAUUUAUUCCUGUAUAUUUUUGGGGCGAAUCUGCGUUUAUUGCGUUCUACACUGCGGCAUUAUUUAGAUACUGUUUCUCACUUCAUGCAACUUGGUGUAUCAACAGUGUUUCUCAUUGGUAAGAUUUCUGCAAAGUUUCCCAAAUUUUAUAAAUAUAUUUAUUGUAGGGUUGGAUGGCAACCAUAUGAUCAUCAAGCAACAUCAGUUGAUAAUUUGUGGACUUCAGUGACUGCUGUCGGAGAAGGUGGACACAAUUAUCAUCAUACAUUCCCGCAGGAUUAUAGAACUUCUGAACAUGCUGAAUGGUUUAAUUGGACAAAAGUUGUGAUAGAUUGUGCUGCUGCUUUAGGACUCGUUUAUGAUCGAAAAGUUGCAGCUGAAGAAAUUAUUCAAAAACAAUGUAAAAGUCAAGGAUGUCCGAUUGAAAGAGCAAAAAUGUUGGAAAAAUUGGGAUAA
This is a messenger RNA of Caenorhabditis angaria, 1117 nucleotides long. The record is from the annotation of a GenBank genome assembly. NCBI's taxonomy places the organism in Eukaryota, Metazoa, Nematoda, Chromadorea, Rhabditida, Rhabditidae.